UGUUACAGAUUGAAAGAAGUGAAGGAACUUAACAAGGCUGUUAGUCACUUGACAAAAAAACAGGAACUUUUGGAUCAUGGUUUUAUACCUUAUUCAGUCAUGCCAGGCAUAAUCUCUCUACUGAAAAAAGGGCUAGGAAAAAGAAUUCAUACCUUGGAUGUACAGUGUUUGUUGACGGAAAUGUGGACGUCUGCCGAAGAUCCUCCAAAUCCAAAUUACGAUGGAGAGAUACUCAUAGGUAUUCUUAUGAAUCAGGACUAUGCUACAAAUAUUUUGGAUAAAGGACCUCCUGCUGAUUCUCCAGAGGUGAAACUUCCACAAAAAAAUAUAUAUUUGAUUAUAACUAUGUUUUGGGGUACACUUUUUCUGCCCAAGGUGCUUUGUAUAAUC
This is a messenger RNA of Limulus polyphemus (Atlantic horseshoe crab), 390 nucleotides long. Its product is annotated as nucleolar protein 6-like. The record is from RefSeq and is a predicted model, not a curated record. The annotation marks the transcript as partial. Lineage: Eukaryota; Metazoa; Arthropoda; Merostomata; Xiphosura; Limulidae. The transcript has 2 exons.